Molecule: messenger RNA, 2398 nt
Organism: Phanerochaete carnosa HHB-10118-sp
Lineage: Eukaryota; Fungi; Basidiomycota; Agaricomycetes; Polyporales; Phanerochaetaceae
Exons: 8
Coding region: 218-2167 (649 amino acids)
Biological process (GO): proteolysis
Molecular function (GO): serine-type endopeptidase activity; tripeptidyl-peptidase activity
Source: RefSeq, a predicted model, not a curated record
CGAUUCCUUUGUGCCUUUCAGCGAAGUCUUCUCAAAAUUUAUCGACUGCAUCCGUCUGCGUCUUCAUGUGGGCACCAAUGGUUCGAAAAUGCGGCCACAGUGACACAAUACGGGCUUGCUGUGGUGUUUUAUCUUCGCAGAUGUGCCCGUCAAGUUGACAUAUAACGACAGGCCCACCGACAUACCAUAGCUUGGGCCGGUUGACCACCUCUGAGCGAUGCUCGCCAUCCAUCUUCAAUUUCUGGCUGCGGCCGUGGGCCUUUGUAUAUCUGGUCUUGCUGCGCCUCAUGCACCCCGUGUGCUCCAUGAAUCUCGUCGUGAGCUCCCGACAGGCUGGAAACCCGUUCGCCGCGCAGACCCGGAUCUUGUCCUCCCCUUCCGCGUCGGCCUCGUUCAGGUGAAUCUCCACCUGAUCGAAGACUAUCUCCUCGACGUCUCCCACCCCGAGUCACCAAACUACGGAAAACACUGGUCUCCGGCAAAGGUCGCAAGUACGUUCCGGCCUUCUAAGGAGUCUUUCGAGGCCGUGCAUGCGUGGCUGGUCGGCAGCGGCAUUGAUGCCCAGCGCAUUAAGCCCAGUGCGACCGGUGGAUGGGUGCAUGCCAAUGUCUCCGUUCUGGAAGCCGAAGACCUGCUGGGCACGGAGUACUUCGUGUACACGCACGAGGACGCGGAUAGGGAACACAUUGCUUGUCAUGGGGCGUACCACGUCCCCGAGCACGUCGCGAAGCACGUAGAUCUCAUCACACCAACACUACACUUCGAUGUCAAGCUGAAACGCGACGGUACCAUCUCCAAGCUGCGAGGAUCGUCUUCUCCAACUGUAAUGGGUCCUGCUAAGGAGCUCGCGAACGAUUUGAGCACGUGCGACCAGCAGAUUACCCCAGACUGCAUCCGGGCGCUGUACAACUUCCAUGGCUUUGUCCCGCUCGCGGGUAACAAGAACUCGUUUGCGAUCGUCGAAUACGGUCCAGAGACUUACACCGCAGACGACAUGGAUAUGUUCUUCCGAAAUUUCUCGGCGUCGCAGGUUGGCGAGCGCCCCAAGCUUAUCAGCAUCGACGGAGGCAAAUUUCUAUUACUCAGUGGUGAUUCAGUCUUCUUACGUUCUAUUAUUAUUGUUGUAGGCUCUAUCAACAUCACGGGCGCCGAUCAUACAGAGUCAAAUCUAGACUUGCAAUAUGGUAUGACGCUCGUUGGCAAGGGCCAAGAAAUAACGCUCUUCCAGACUGGGGAUGCUAUCGAAAGUGCCUCAUUUGACAACCUGCUCGACGCUCUCGACGGGACAUUCUGCACUUUCGAGGGCGGGGACAACUCGACCUUGGACGGCGUCUACCCGGAUCCUGAUCCUGCGGGCUUCCAAGGGCCUGAACAGUGCGGUGGCGUCAAGCCCGCAUUCGUUCAAUCUACCUCAUACUCUCAUGAUGAACGUCUGCAGACAUCUUUCUAUUCGCAACGCCAGUGCACCGAGUAUGCCAAGCUCGGUUUACUGGGCGUAACAGUCCUGCACUCCUCUGGCGACAAAGGUGUUGCGGGGCGGAACAACCUUUGCCUCAAUCCAGACGGCACUGUCUCGACGUCUGCCAAGAUCUUCUCGCCCUCGUUCCCUGGGACAUGUCCCUUCAUAACCAGUGUCGGCGCGACACAGAUCAAUCCCGGCGCAAAGGUAACGGACCCCGAAAGUGCAUGCGAGCAGGUCAUCUUCUCGGGUGGCGGCUUCUCGAACCAGUUCGCGGUGCCGUCGUACCAGAAGGCGGCGACCGAGGCCUACCUCAAGAAUUUCCCGCCGCCAUACCCGGCCGGUACGUUCAACACGUCAGGCUCUCGUGGGUACCCGGAUAUUUCUGCCAACGGGGCAAAUUACGUCGUCGCAGUCGAUGGCGAGUUCGAGCUCGUCUUUGGCACGUCCGCGUCAACGCCUGUGACCUCGUCACUCCUCACUGCAAUUAACGACGCCCGGCUCGCGGCUGGCAAAGGGCCCAUCGGGUUCAUUAAUCCCGCUCUGUAUUCUGACCAGUUCAAAGGCGCGUUCAACGAUAUUACGAACGGCACUAACCCCGGCUGUGGGACAGUUGGUUUUGCCGCGCAGCCAGGCUGGGAUCCUGUGACGGGUCUCGGUACUCCGAACUUUGUAGAGCUUCGCAAUCGUUUCCUGUCGCUCCCUUGAAAGAAAAAGGGGGGUAACUCGAUGUCAACUGUGCUUGACUGCGCUUAAAAAGUUUUCCGUUCCGAGGAUCCCUGCAUGUGGUCCUUUGAAAGUGUUCGCGCAGACAGCAUUGAACAGCACGACUCCCGUACUACAGGCAGUUUGUCGAGGUUAGCCGAAAUUUGAGAGCGUAUCACGAAACUCACAGAACUCUUCCGAUAAGAAUCACGGUCGGCGUAUGCGUGUGUGAAC